AUGGCCUCAGAGAUCAACAUGCCAGGCCCAGUGUGCCUCAUCGAGAACUCUGCGGAAGCUCUGGAUAUCCUGUCUGCUAUCAAGCAGCCUGUGGUGGUGGUGGUAGAAAUAGUAGGCUUCUACCGCACAAGAAAAUCCUACCUGAUGAACCGGCUAGCUGGAAAGCAGAGUGGGUUCUCCAUGGGCUCCACGGUGCAGCCUCACACUAAGGGGAUCUGGAUGUAGUGUGUGCCUCAUCCUCAGAAACCAGGACACACUCUAGUUCUGCUUGACACUGAGGGCUUAGGAGAUGUAGAGAAGGAAGACAACCAGAAUGACUGCUGGAUCUUUGCCUUGGUAGUCCUCCUCAGCAGCACUUUCAUCUUCAACAGCAUGGGAACCAUCAACCAGCAGGCCAUGGACCAACUGCACUAUGUGACAGAGCUGACUGAUCUAAUCAAAUCAAAGUCUUCACCUGAGCAGAGUGGCAUAGAUGACCCAACCUACUUUGUGGGCUUCUUUCCAACCUUUGUGUGGACCCUGAGGGAUUUCUCCCUGAAGCUGGAAGCUAAUGGAAAACCUGUCACUCCUGAUGAAUACCUGGAGAAUACACUGGCUCUGAGAAAAGGAACUGAUGAGAAAACUAAAAGAUUUAAUGAGCCUCAGCUAUGCAUCAGGAAGUUCUUCCCACAGAGGAAGUGCUUCGUCUUCGACAGGCCUGCUCAGGUGAAUCAACUUUCUGAACUAGAAACAGUUCUGAAGGAUGAGCUGAGUACAGACUUUGUAAAACAAGUUGUAAAAUUCACCUCAUAUAUCUUCAACUGUUCUGGUGUCAAGACCCUGUCUGGUGGCAUCUUAGUCAACGGGCCACGUAAGUCAUCCCCUCUACUUCCUACCUGGGCUUCUGUUCUGCUCAUUGACAAGCUGGACGCCAGGCUGGAUGCCUUUAUUAAGAAGCUCAUGGACCUGUCAUCAGCUCAUUGCUCAGAUUUGCUGGAGGGGAUCUUUGGUCCUCUGGAAGAAGAAGUGAAGCAGGGGACAUUUUCUAAACCAGGAGGUUACUACCUCUUUCUUCAAAAGAAACAAGAGCUGGAGAAAAAGUAUAUCCAGGCUCUUGGGAAAAGGCUCCAGGCUGAAGAGAUGCUGAAAAAGUACUUUGAGUCCAAGGAGGAUGUGGCUGAAACACUUCUAAAAACAGAUCAGUCACUCACAGAAAAGGAAAAGGAGAUAGAAGCGGAACCUAUAAAGGCUGAAGCUGCAGAGGCUGCAAACAGAGAAUUGAAGGAAAUGCAAAAGAAGCUUGAGCUGAUGAUGGAAGAGAAGGAAAGGAGUUACCAGGAGCAUGUGAAACAGCUGACUGAGAAGAUGGAGAAGGAACAGGAGGUGAUGAGGGCAAGAACAAGAAUCAUAUCCCUUAGACUUAAGGAGCAGGAACGGCUUUUCAAGGAAGGAUUUGAGAAUGAGAGCAGGAAACUUCGUGAAGAGAUCGAGGAAAUCAAGAAACCUAUACUACCAUGCACCAUACUCUAA
Molecule: messenger RNA, 1509 nt
Organism: Peromyscus californicus insignis
Lineage: Eukaryota; Metazoa; Chordata; Mammalia; Rodentia; Cricetidae
Product: guanylate-binding protein 1-like
Biological process (GO): defense response to protozoan; defense response to Gram-positive bacterium
Molecular function (GO): GTP binding; GTPase activity
Source: RefSeq, a predicted model, not a curated record